GAUUCGACGAAUAUCUGCUUGAAUGUUCGAAACUAUACGGACGCACAUUCUCAUUGAUGUUUUCCGAUAAUGAGAAUGUGGUGGUCGUUACUGAGCCAAGAAACUGUGAAUAUAUACUUAAGACCAACUUCAAAAACUACAUAAAAGGUCACCGGUUCAAUGAGAAACUCGGUGAUGUACUUGGUGACGGUAUAUUCAACGCUGAUGGGCAUAAGUGGAAAUUGCAGCGAAAAACCGCUAGCCAUAUGUUCAGCACAAGGGCACUGCGAGAAAACAUGGCGCCAGUCAUAUCACGCCAUGUGAAACAUCUGGUAGCAGUACUGGACAGUGCAUCCACCAUUGGAGAGACGGUGGAUAUGCAGGAGUUGUUCUUGCAGUUGACGUUGAAUUCCAUUGGUGAGAUUGCCUUCGGCUGUGACCUGAGCAACCCCAAGAUGGCCUGGGCAGGAGGAGGGUUUGGUCACGCAUUUGACCGGACACAAAAAUACACUGCGGCACGAUACAUCAAUCCAAUCUGGCGGUUGUGUCGCAAGUUCAAUAUACUCGACGAGAGGAAGUUGAGGACAGCUAUCACGGACUUGGAUGACUGCGUGGCAGAUGUAAUUGUAAACAGGAAGAAACUAGCUGAAACGGAUGGCUUGGAUGGUUGCACCGAUCUGUUGUCGCGCUUCAUGCAAAUGAGCGAUGUGAAUGGGGUGCCUUUCAACGAUAAGUACCUGAGAGACGUGAUUACGAAUUACAUGAUUGCGGGCAGAGAUACCACCGCAAAUGCACUGACGUGGGGAGUAUACGAGCUUGCCAAGCACCCAGAUGCGCAAGCUAAGCUACUCAAAGAGAUACUCGAGGCGUUGGGCACGGACCGACCACCUACCUACCACACUGUCGAUAGUAUGGCAUUUGCACAGGCCGUUGUCAUGGAAACGCUUCGUCUCCAUCCCUCCGUACCCCGAGAUCCCAAGCUGUGCCUCGCAGAUGAUUUAUUGCCGGAUGGCACUUUCAUACCUGCUGGAACGACAGUGGUCUAUGCUCCUUGGUGUCAAGGAAGGAUGGAGAGCGAAUGGGGAAAGGAUUGUGAGAAAUAUAUUCCAGAGAGAUUUAUUGGUCGAAAUCCGGAGGAUAAACCAUCGCCAUUUAAAUUCAACGCAUUCCAAGCGGGGCCACGCACUUGCUUAGGAAUGAACAUGGCAUACCUCGAGGCUAAACUCACCCUUGUUAGUCUAGUUCAGAACUUUCAAUUUGAUUUGGUGCAAACGACUGAACCGAGCAUACAAUUUACCGUGACACUGCCCAUGGCCGACGGCCUGCGUGUUCGUGUUUGCAGGAGACAGGCGGAAUCAUAAUGGCACAAGCGAUUCAGGGACCUGAACCCCACGAUAUAACAUUAAUAGAUACGGAUCAACUUUGUGACCUAAGAACUUAUUUUUCUGCAAUUGAAGUGCGGCCAUCGUGCGGACAUGUCUAGGUGUCUAUUGGGUGCAUUGUCUGGGUUUCAUUUAGUCAUGAAUUUGCAAAAACUCAUCCACCCACUUAGGUAAAAACUAUGCAAAAACAAAACAAUAUACAUAUAUACACUUCCAGAGUAGUGGAGUUUAAUCAAGAAAGUCUGCACUCAGAAAAGAAUUAAAAGCACAUGGCAUUGCUUUUGAACUCAGUGUACUGCUUGGUUCCAGUGAAGCAGAAACACGAGAAUUACGGACAUCAGUCAAUGCAGAUCCUAGCAUUCUAAUCCCAAUUCUCACCGAUGCCGAGUGGUGUAUGAGGCGAUUGCUAUGCAGCGAGUCCAACGAGUCAGUGUGUGUGUGUACAAGUGCACAUGGUAUGCCUGUUUCUCCUAUCGAAGUAUAUUAAAACAUUUGUUUAUUCUAUAUCAUACUAUACUUUAGAU
Molecule: messenger RNA, 1885 nt
Organism: Sphaeroforma arctica JP610
Lineage: Eukaryota; Ichthyosporea; Ichthyophonida
Exons: 7
Coding region: 57-1340 (427 amino acids)
Molecular function (GO): monooxygenase activity; iron ion binding; heme binding
Source: RefSeq, a predicted model, not a curated record